AAAACUACAUUACCCAUGAUUCCCGUCGCGUCAACAAACUCGGGUUCAAAGGGCGUUAAAGUCAGAAUCGCGUGCUCCUUCGGUUUGAGCAUGUCAUCAGACGGAUUAGGAGAGCCAUCAGUACCAGCAGAGUACCAGAGAGAUGGUGGUCCAGAGACAGGGGUCCCUAUCUGUGACAGAGACACCCUGAAACCCACAACAGACUCAGCAGAACGCGUUGAGGAUGGAGUCAACGUGUGCCAGUUUUUCCUCAUGGGAAAGUGUCAUUUUGGCCACAGAUGUCGUUUCUCUCACAGUAACCCAUCGAUAGAUGAUUCAGGGGCUGUAACACCUGACCAGGAUGACAAACAGGAUGGAGAGAAGGCAGAAAGACACAAAAAGAAAGUGAAGAAAGCCGCAAAGCCAAAAUAUGAGGCAAAAGAGGUGAACAAAAAGCCUCGCAUGCGCACAGCAGAUGAUGUUAUCUCUCGGAUCCUGUGGGACUCAUCAGUGGAUGGGUCUGAAUUUGUAGUGGGGUAUGUGGAUCGUUUCCUGGGUGUGCUGGAGCGUCCCUUCAACGACUUCAACUGGGACACCAAUCCCUGCGACUGCGAUUACACCUCUGAGCUGGCCCUGCCCAGACACAGGAUCCAGUACUUCACCUACAGAGGGCACCGCGUCUGGGACCGCCACAGCAGGACUGACAGGGUGUUUGGCUCCACCGGUCAAUCUCUGGCUCCCCCCUUUGGAGGGGAGGGGGAAGUAAAGGAGGAAAUUAACCCAGAAGGCCAAGAGCAACAACAAGACUGCUUUGAAACAACAGAAAAGCAGGCACCUGCUGUUAGUGAGCAGGAAGAGACUGAAGCAGGAGAGUGUGAUCAAACUGAGAACACACAUCUGGAAGAGGGGAAGCAAAGUGAGACAAACACUGCUGACGCAACACAAGCAGCGCCAAACUGUCGAGAAAACACUUCUCAGGAACAACAGGAGUCACAAGGAGAAGCAUGUGUUAUGGAGGAGUCUGCAAAGAGAUUUGAGGCUUCAACAGACCAAAUGUCCUUAUCCCACAAAGAGAAUGUAAGUGUUAAAGAGGAGCGUGAGGAAGGGAAUUCGGCAGAAUGGCACGAAAGCUGGGAGGGCAAAGAGGAUACUUUGAGUUGUCUCGGAGCCCUGAACAUCAGCCAGAAUCCAUCAUCACCUCUGGAGCAGAGAGAGGAGAAGCGUGGUAGCGGUGGUCGCCCCCCUAAAAAACGACCCACACACUUCAUCACCUUCAGAGCCAACACUCCUGCCAUCCUCUCUGGUUUCCAGCAGCUGCAAGAGGAGAUCACCGCCCUUCUACCGUCCUCUGCCCCUCACUGGCAGACGGCCUCCAGCCUUCACGUCACCAUGUGCCUCCUGAAUCUGUCCGGCCCAGCGGAGGUGGCCGCUGCCGGGGAGAUCCUCCGUCAGUUUGCCCAUUUGGAUCGUAACCCCCCGGUGGCUCUGACAUUCCCCUUGAGGCUGAAGCAUUUCAACGGAAAGGUGCUGUACCUGAGCCCCCAGCCUCAGCUUCACCUCCAGCAGCUCAACAGUGGCCUGCAGGAGGCCUUCAGGAAGGAGGGCUGGCUCCACAGGGACUCCUACAAUCCGCGCUACCACCUGACGCUGGCCAAGGUAGAGGGCGUAGAGGGAGAGAGGAUUUUUGAAGGGGUUGGGGACCUGAAGGUAGGGAAAGGUAUAAAUUUUGGGCGUCUGCCAGUAAACACCUUACACCUUUGUACCAUGGGGGUUUCCAAAGUAGACGGUUUUUAUGAGACCGUGUGCACAGUAACUCUUCGAUGAUAGAAGAGUGGGAACACUACAUACAUGUAUGUUUAAACUACAGUUGGUAACUUUGAUAAAAAUAACUUUUAGUCAUAUUUGCUGAAACUGUCACUACAACCACAUAGUAGUAGAUGAGCAAGACCCCCUCCUUUUUGUAGUGCUUCUAAUGACGUUAACUUGAAUCAGCCACAGCAGAGGGAAAACGUCCAAUCAGAGUUGAGGAGUCUCUAAUGCAGCUGUCAAUCAUAUCAUUCACUACUCAUGAACUGCAAUCAAACUAGGCAAUCAAAAUCCUGUUGCUGCUUUGCCUAUUUCCUGCCUCAGAUGUUUUCAUAAACAUAUUUUAGUGUACUGUUUAGCUGUAAAAUGAGAGAGCUUUCUUAUUUUGCAGUUAAACAGUACACUUAAAUAUCUAGAGAGACAUCAGAGACUAGGUCCAAAGUAUACUGGAACACAUGGACUAGAG
Molecule: messenger RNA, 2251 nt
Organism: Plectropomus leopardus (leopard coralgrouper)
Lineage: Eukaryota; Metazoa; Chordata; Actinopteri; Perciformes; Serranidae
Gene: leng9
Product: leukocyte receptor cluster (LRC) member 9
Molecular function (GO): metal ion binding
Source: RefSeq, a predicted model, not a curated record